Neopelma chrysocephalum (saffron-crested tyrant-manakin) is the source of this 1791-nucleotide messenger RNA. It is a transcript of the gene TMEM278, whose product is annotated as transmembrane protein 88B. The record is from RefSeq and is a predicted model, not a curated record. Gene Ontology annotation, cellular component: plasma membrane. Lineage: Eukaryota; Metazoa; Chordata; Aves; Passeriformes; Pipridae. Gene Ontology annotation, molecular function: PDZ domain binding. The transcript is spliced from 2 exons. Bases 847 to 1386 code for a protein of 179 amino acids.
GGCUCUUGGGUGCUGAGUGCUAAAUCACAUCCCUGGUGAGACAGAUGUGAAGGAUUGGCCAGCACAGAGAGCAGCUUCUGAGCCUGUUCUGUAAACAAAGCAGUGUUGCAAAGCUGAGAGCUGGCUCAGAAGGGACGACACUGCCUGGGUUUGAGUGUCUGUGAGCGCAGACAGCCGAGAGCAGUGACACCACACACCGCUCCCACCUCCCCUUCCAGGUCUGAACCGUGUGGGCAAGGACUCCAGAGAGGGGAGAAACACCUCCUGCUCUUUAUCUUCACUGGUCACCUUGUUUGGGUGAGGCUUGAGCAGGAAUAUUUAUAUGUUUACAGGGUGAAGAGCAUGGAAAGAUGGUUUGAAGACUAGGAAGUGUCUGUCAGUGCCUAAGCCUGAUAUUCCUAAGACCCAGCAGUGCUCAAAGGUGGAGGAGGAGGACACUAAAGCCAGUCACCUUCUGGAACUGAGCAGCUGAGACAGCAACUGUCUGGGACCUCUUGGGAUCAUAAUCCUGGGAAGAACAACAGCAAAUUCAGUAGAACUCUGGAUUCUAAACCAAGACAAUAACUACUGCCAAACUUCCAGCAGCCAGAUCUACUUGGAACUGAGGUUGGGACACUGCUGGGAAACCACCUCAAGAAAACAACCUGUACUGGUGAGGUCCUGAGGAAGCAGGUGGCAAAGAAAAGAAGGAAGGAAAGGCACCUUUCCUUCCUUGCUUCAUAAUGAUCUCUGGUUAAGGGUUCUUGUCCACGUGUGGAAGAGGCAGAAAAAGCCUUUGCAAAUUGCUUCCAAAAGCAAAGACACCAUUUUGGAUAAGAGCUUGGACUGACUGAUCUCCUUUGAAGAAUGUCUGCCCAGGACACCGAGGACUUUGGAGCAGAAAACCUCUCAGAAAAGUCUCGGAUGAUCCCUGGCCUCCCACCCUAUGACAUGGAUGACCAGCUCCUGCCCAGGGAGCAACGCAACCCCUGGUGCUGCCUGGCGUGGACCCUGGUCAUAGGCACCAUGAACUCCUUGGUCUUCCUCAUUAAUUUGCUCCUGAUGUUUGUUAUUUUCACCGUUGUGCUGCUCCCCACCAUCGUGGUGGUUUAUUUUGGCUUCCAGUGCCACUCCCAGGUCCUGCACUCAUCUGCCCGCUACUGCAAGAGCAUCCUGGAUGACAACAGCUCCUCUGCCCUCAUCAUCCUGGGCUUUGUCAUCAUGUCCCCUCUCAUCGUGGUGGCCAUGGCCAUCUACUGCAGCCUGGCCCGGCGCCUGCGGCUCUUCAUGUGCUUCCAGCCCUACAGCCUGGCCGUGUACAAGGGGGGCAAGUGGUGCCGCUAUGAGGGGGGAGGUCCUUGUGGCUGUGCCAGGGGCUGGAACACUCAGGUCAAGGCCUGGGUGUGAGUUGGCAGCGCCAGCACCGUCCUCUCCCCUCCCCGUCCCUCCUCAUCCCCUCGCGGUCCCUCCCCGGGACUCUGCGGAGCUCCCGCGGGGCCCGAGCUGAUGCUCGGCCGGGUCAGCUGUGGCUCCCUCGUGAUUCCAGCGGUGUCUGAAGUGGUAGCACAGAUCCCCUGUCACGCGGCAUUGCCAAAAACUGCAGCCGAGGGACGGCCCGGCGCGGGUGAGAGGCAGGGGAAGGCAGGGCAGCUCCAUCCCGUCCCAUCCCCGCGGUCUCUGUAGUGGUGUUAGUGGGGUCUGUGUGCUGCUCAUCACUGCAAGGCUGUGUCUUCCCGCUGGAUGCUGUUCCCCUGCCUCCCCAGUAUAACCAUUUUCAGUGUUCUGUAGAAAUAAAGGAGAUUCCAAACGCCC